UUAUUAACAGAUAGUCUUGAAGCGGUUCAACUUGGUUUACUUAUUUGGUUUAUUAUUUAUGAACAGUUAGCAACAUUGCAAAGGAUUUUGUUAUUAAAAUGGCUACUUUACAAUCGUUUGUAUGUGGUUCGAAAAUUGGAUUACCCUUGAUGUUUCUAGCAAUGAUUUUAGUUUUGCCAUUAACUCGAUCUGCACCAUUGGAAGAAGCCAAGUUGUUGCGACAGAUUGCUGACCAAUACAGCGCUCCAUUGGUUGUCUCAUUCCUACAUUCAAGGAUCCAGAAGAACGAAGAAAUGAUUUCCAAAAUUGAAAGCUCUCUUAAAGAUUUGGAUCAAUCUAAAGUUGAUGUCUUUGAUUUGGCUGAAAAAACUCUUGAAUUAUUGGAUGAACAGUUAACUGCUCUGGAGAAGGCUGAUUACUUUGAUUUCAAUGGAACGGAAAAAGUAAAGUAUUUUAUUGAACAAUUCAUCAUGCAAAACGAAAUGUAUCCAAUUGAGUUUGGUUCCUAUGGAGCAGUUAAGGUCCCUGUUACUCCUGAUGCUUUGUUGGAAAAUCUUGGAAAGAAAACGAGCAAAGUUAUGAUCAGUUCUACUAAUACUAUGAUACAAACAUACUUGACCGAUAUCGAUGAAAAAGAGCGAAGUUUUGGUAGCAAUCGAAUGCAGAAGCUGGCUGCUUUCUUGGCUAAACGAGAGCUAAAGCUAUUAAGCAAUUACCAGUAUCCACCAUCCUAUGGUAAUGACGGUUACAAUGAAGCUAAUGAUCCUAAAUUUGCACUUGGUACAGUGCUAAGAAAAGUAAAGAGAAUUGUUGACUUUUUUUAUGCUCAGUUCAACUAUUUGGCUGAUUCAAAGUCAACCAACAGAAUGGGUGAAAAGUCAGUCAACAAAAGACAAGAAGAACAAUCGGAAAUUGAGACCGAGGUAACAACCAAGUUUGGUCUAAAGUCAAGUACCAAUAUGAAUGAAAAUUUAGUCAACGAAAGGGAAGAAAAACAAUCUUUCGCCUCUGAAUUUGAAGCCGAGGUAGUAACCGUAGCUAGUCCAGAGUCAAAUACUAUUGAGAUAUUGCCUCCCGAUUUCCAAGCGGAAGUGGCUACAAUUCCAUCUGUUCGAAGGCAUGAAUAACCAUAUUACUUCUGGCGAGCUGAACAAGGUCACUAUAACUUUUUUUAAUCUUGGUACCUGUGGCCCUCAAGGGAUGAAAAUCCGACCUGCGAAUGAAAAUGAAAAAAUCACUUACUGAUGACUGACUUUGAAAGAUUAAAGACAAUAUUAGAAUUUUAAUGAAAUAA
Messenger RNA from Tetranychus urticae (two-spotted spider mite), 1294 nucleotides. RefSeq lists its product as uncharacterized. NCBI's taxonomy places the organism in Eukaryota, Metazoa, Arthropoda, Arachnida, Trombidiformes, Tetranychidae. The record is from RefSeq and is a predicted model, not a curated record.